AUGGAGAUCUCCCUGGAUGCGCUGCUGGGUGUGCAGAGGCACAAGCAGGACCUGGCCUACCGCCUCGCACAUGACGUCUCGGGGUUGCUCCUCUACCUUCACGUGCAGACGCCGCAGCUCCCGUGGCCCGGCCCGCCGCUCAAGCUCCUCCCCUUGGACAUCGAGCUCCCCGCCGCCCCCUUCACGGUCGGCGUCGAUCUCCCGGCCCUGGACGUCGCGUCCUUCGUGGAGAUCGGCGGCCGGCUCAGGCUGGCCGGGUCCGACCUCGGCGCCUCCGUCGGCGGCGCCGUGCAGCAGCUGUCGCGGCAGCUUCCCGCGCCGUUCCAUGCGCGGCGCCGGAAGUGGGAGGGGGACGCCGCGCCGCCGACGCCCGUGGCGGCGGUGGACGAGGGGGAAGCGGGGAUCGCUACGGAGAGGGCUGUCGAGGGCGGGGUAGCCUUGGAGGGCGUCGGGGAAGGAGGAUCGGGUCGGGUCGGGUCGG
Messenger RNA from Triticum dicoccoides, 481 nucleotides. RefSeq lists its product as uncharacterized. Lineage: Eukaryota; Viridiplantae; Streptophyta; Magnoliopsida; Poales; Poaceae. The transcript has a single exon. The record is from RefSeq and is a predicted model, not a curated record. The annotation marks the transcript as partial.